Molecule: messenger RNA, 766 nt
Organism: Coccomyxa subellipsoidea C-169
Lineage: Eukaryota; Viridiplantae; Chlorophyta; Trebouxiophyceae; Coccomyxaceae
Exons: 5
Coding region: 225-509 (94 amino acids)
Source: RefSeq, a predicted model, not a curated record
GUGAAGUAUAGUUUUGCGUAGCAACCAAGCAGAGACAGCCACAGAAGAGCGGGCAAUCGGAGCGUUUAGCGUAGCAACCGCUUUUAGAAUUGCAGUCAGCGUCCCUGAUACUAGGAGGCAGAAUAGUCCAAUUACAGAAAGGAGACGCACUACAGGUCUUCUGAUACCAUUGCUAGCAUAUCAUGUAUGCACCGUUGGAGCGAAAAUCCACUUGGAAAUGGAGGAUGCCCUUUGUGAAAGUGCCUGGAGCACCCACCUCCAAGGCUAUGCAAGAUGAAAUUAUCCACCAUCAGAGGCAGGAGAUUGAGUACAUGCGCGAACAGCUUCACAUCCAAAAUGAGGAGCUGAGGAGAAUACAGAGGCAGACAGGCACGUCUGCGCAGCACGUGCUUGACCUGCGCGAGCGCCUCAACUUCCAGCGUUUCAAGUACGAGCUCCUGGUCGACAUGUGGGCAAUGAGGGUGUUGGACAAUGAGGAGCUGGCGCAUGAGCAUUCUGGCACGCUGUGAUUGGACCUGGCGGGGAGGCAGUACAUAAUCCAAGCUCUAAGCAUCUGUCCACUGGUGACUGCGUGCUACGUAUUAGUAAUGCCUGGAUCUGACGCGUCAGCAAGGUCGGGAAACUGCAGGAUCCUGUACUUGCACCUUGACUGCAUGGAAUUGACUGGUUGGAAGAUCAAAAUGGGAGGUCUUGCAGUGGAGGGUCAGUUGCCAGUACAAAAACGGUACAAACAAAUCGGUGCACCGUGUAACGUACAAGAAAUGGU